GGGGAAGGGGGGGAGGGAAUGAAGAUGGCGGACGCCAAGCAGAAGAGGAACGAGCAGCUCAAGCGCUGGAUAGGCUCGGAAACGGACUUGGAGCCGAACGUUGUAAAGCGGAAGAAGUCCAAGGUGAAGUUCGAUGACGGGGCCGUGUUCCUGGCCGCCUGCUCCAGCGGGGACAGCGACGAGGUGCUUAAGCUGCUGGACCGGGGGGCUGACAUCAACUACGCCAAUGUGGACGGACUCACCGCCCUGCACCAGGCUUGCAUCGAUGAUAAUAUUGAAAUGGUCAAAUUUCUUGUUGAAAAUGGAGCCAGUAUUAAUCAACCAGACAAUGAAGGUUGGAUACCACUACAUGCUGCUUCUUCCUGUGGAUAUCUUGACAUAGCUGAGUAUUUAAUUAGUCAAGGAGCAAACGUAGGCGCAGUAAAUAGUGAAGGAGACACUCCACUAGACAUUGCCGAGGAAGAGGCAAUGGAGGAACUGCUUCAAAAUGAAGUCAACCGUCUAGGUAUUGAUGUGGAAGCAGCAAGGAAAGAGGAAGAGAGGAUAAUGCUUCGAGAUGCAAGACAGUGGCUAAACAGCGGACACGUUAACGAUGUGCGACAUGCAAAAUCAGGAGGCACAGCUCUGCAUGUAGCAGCUGCAAAGGGUUACACUGAAGUUUUAAAACUUUUAAUUCAAGCAUGUUAUGAUAUUAAUAUUAAAGAUUAUGAUGGUUGGACGCCACUCCAUGCAGCUGCCCACUGGGGCAAGGAAGAGGCUUGUAGGAUCCUGGUAGAAAAUCUUUGUGACAUGGAUACUGUCAAUAAAGUGGGUCAGACUGCACUUGAUGUUGCUGAUGAAGAUAUUUUAGGAUACUUAGAAGAACUUCAGAAGAAGCAAAAAUUGCUUUUGAGUGAAAAACAAGAGAAGUCACCAUUAAUUGAGUCGUCUACUACCGAAAACAAUCAGCCAUUGAAAACACUGAACAAAGAGACUUUAAUUAUUGAACAAGAAAAAAAAAUAUCAACUAUUGAGUCUCUUGAACAAGAGAAGGCAGAUGACGAGGAUGAAGGAAAGAAAGAUGAGUCUAGCUGUUCUAGCGAAGAGGAGGAGGAAGAAGACUCUGAAUCAGAAGCAGAAACAGAUAAAACCAAACAGUCUACAAAUAGUACAAAUAUCAGAUCUCAGGCGCCCACUGGAACAGCUGUACCAUCUGUGGCAUCUGGACAGAUCACACCAACUUCACCAGUAAAGAAGUUCCCCACUCCUGCCACCAAAAUAUCACCUAAAGAGGAAGAAAGGAAAGAUGAGUCUCCAGCUUCAUGGCGCUUAGGACUUCGUAAAACAGGAAGUUAUGGUGCUUUGUCUGAGAUUACUGCAUCCAAAGAAGCUCAAAAAGAGAGAGACUUUACUGGUGUCAUGCGUUCUGCCUCCAGUCCAAGACUUUCUUCUACACUAGACAAUAAGGAAAAGGAGAAAGAUGGUAGAGGGGCAAGGCUUGCGUACGUAGCUCCAACAAUACCUAGGCGCCUUGCAAGUACUUCUGACAUAGAAGAAAAGGAAAAUAGGGAAUCCUCUGUCGGUUUGUCUCGUAUUGGUAGUUCUUACACAAGAAGAAAAUGGGAAGAUGAAAAGAAAAAUAGUUCUGUGAAUGAGAUUUUAAGUACAACCUAUCAACGAAGUAGUUCUUUUGGUAGACGGCAGGAUGAAUUAAUUAAUUCAGGAGUUUCCAGUUCAACCUCGGGAUCUACACCAUCGAUCACAUCGUCUGGGAUUACGAGAAGUCUUUCUAGUACUAUUAAUUCAAAAAGCACACUGGCUUCUUCAGGCUUAUUAAGCAGUACCUCAAACCGUUUGUGGACAGAGGAAAGUUCCGAAAAAGAAACUGUCCCUACAGCAGUCACCAUUCCAGUUGUAAAUCCUAUUUCUGCAUUCACAUCUUCGACCACAACUUCCACUGGCACUGUUCCUUCCACAACAGAGGUCAGGGAGAGACGAAGGUCAUACCUCACUCCAGUUCGUGAUGAAGAAUCAGAGUCUCAGAGAAAAGCUAGAUCAAGGCAAGCCAGACAGUCCAGAAGAUCAACACAGGGAGUCACAUUAACAGAUCUUCAAGAAGCAGAAAAAACAAUUGGCAGAAGUCGCCCUAUUCAAGCUAAAGAUCAGGAAAGUGAAGAAAAACAAGACAAAGAAAAGCAAGAAGACAAAAAAGAAUCUGAAAAUAAAAAUGACGAUUACCGAUACAGAUUCUCCCGCACCAGCAUGGAGGAGAGGUACAGGCCGUUAUCCAGCACUACUGUCACAUCAUCCACACCGUCACUUUCUUCAUCUACUGGUUCUUUAUAUUCUUCGAGUCAGUUAAACCGACCAAGCAGCUUAACUAGUCUCUCAUCUUCUUACUCAAACUUCUCAAGGCUUACUGCAAAAGAGCCAGAGAAAGAUGAAAAAGAGGAGGAAAAAGAGUUGGAGGACAAGUCUCAGUCAAAGUCAAUACGAGAAAGACGGCGACCGAGAGAAAAAAGACGUUCUACUGGCGUUUCCUUUUGGACGCAAGAUAGUGAUGAAAAUGACCAAGAGCAUCAGUCAGACACAGAUGACAGCACCAACAAGAGAGACAGCAAAAUGGACAGCCUGUUGAGGUAUCCAGGAACAUCAGGUGUUCUAGCCAGUGAUCGAUAUGAAUCAAAUAUGGGAUCUUCUAGUUAUUUAGGAAGAUUUAGUCACAGCAGACUAGAAAAGGAUGACUCUACUGAUUUUAAAAAGUUGUAUGAACAAAUUAUAGCAGAAAAUGAGAAGCUGAAGGCCCAGUUGCAUGACACCAACCUGGAAUUAACAGAACUAAAGUUACAGCUUGAAAAAGCAACACAGCGGCAAGAACGAUUUGCAGACAGAUCACUUUUAGAAAUUGAAAAAAGGGAAAGAAGAGCUUUGGAGCGACGAAUAUCUGAAAUGGAAGAAGAGCUUAAAAUGUUACCUGACCUGAAAGCAGACAACCAGAGGCUAAAAGAUGAAAAUGGAGCCUUAAUCAGAGUUAUAAGCAAGCUUUCCAAAUAGAACAUGGUUUUUCCACAGCAGCAGUUUAAUGGCAUUGCACAUAUGUAACUCCAGUGGACCAUAACGUGGCAGUCACUGGAUACAUUGGGGGGAAAAUUCCUUGGCAACUGUAACUUUCAGAAAUCCUGCCAAACUCCCUCUUUUUUUUUUUUCCUUCAUUUUGUACAAAAAAGAUUUUGUAUUAAAGUGCGGCUGCUGAGGAGAGAAAGUGACUAUGAAUUCUUGUUUACAGUUACAAAGUGCAAGAAAAGUGUUCAAGGCCAGAAGCCUCCUAUAUUUAACCAGUAAGCCUUAGUUGUACAUAUGCCUUUUUGCUAUCAAAAAGCUUUCUGCUACCACAGACAAGUUACCACACAGUUUAUGUUGUGCCACACAUGAAAUCUUUCAGUUCACUUUAUUUUUACUUUUAUAUAACAUUCUCUUGAAAUUUUAAAACGGUGAGUGUGCCAGCAGUUCCUUUAUAUAGUUUGUAGACCUCUUAUUGAAGACGUACUGUAUGUAACCUGUAAUGGUCAUACUGAUGUACUGACAGCUUACUGUGAUAUCAGCAACAGAAAAAAAAGUUACAGGUCGACUAGGCCUAAAUGUAUAGGUUUACAAAAUAUACAAGUUUGAUCAUUAGGAAAUCACUUUUAAUGACUACUCAGACAUUAGUGGGAAAGUUGCAUUUACCACCCGUGCUAAGCUCUGGAAAAGGAGGAGGUAAAACCUUUCCUUUCUAGCCAUCGCUUUUAUAAGGUUUGAAUGAGAUGUUCAGUACUUUAGCCUCCACACAUUUUUAGCAGAUACUGAUUUUUUUUUUUUUUUGCAUGUGUAUAUAUUUGUGUGCGUGUAUAUACAAAGGUAUAUAGAUAUUCUAGCUUAUAUCUAUAUAUUGGUAUAUAUGGAGAAGCUGUAUCGUUCCAAAACCACUGUGUGGCAUGCUCGGAUCCACUUCCUUGUCCGCAAUGUCUGUUACUCCAGGUUAGAUUAUUCCUAAGUAGUAAGUGAUCUUAAUAAAGUUCGGUCAUUUUAUGGUAUAUUGUCUAUUUUAUGGAGGCGUGACUUUAGUUAUAACUGUAAAAUAUUCUGAUUUUGUUAUUUUUCUUUAAGUCACAUCUAUUAAAAUUAUGUUAUUAUUUCACUACAUUUCAUGUUUCUUUUGAGUGCUGUCAGUAUCAUUUGUGCUAGUCAGAGUGAAGUCACUUAGAAUUCUAACAUGCACUCUCUUGUGUAAAUGCACUGUUACCAUGUCAGAAGGCAUGUCAUUUAAUACCACCGUCAUAUCUAUUUUCUACAUUUCAGUGGCCUUUUUGCAGAAAGUAACAAAUAUUAUAAAUAUGUAUGUGUAUACAGCUAAGUGAGAGUUGCUGCUUUUUUUUUUUUUUUCUUUUUUUUUUUUAAAAGCUUUUAUAUUUUCACUGACCUAUGAGAAUGACAGCGUAACAAUGGCACAUGAAUUAUCUAAUCCACUGAAACAGCUUGGUCAUUAAAACAAAGUUGUAAAUUGUAAAGCUUUCAGCAGCUAUUGUAUUGUUGACUAUAAUGUAUAUGAUAUUAAAUGUGAAUUUGUACCCCUUUAAUUUACAAAAAAAGGUCAUUGUGAUCUACUGCCUAUUUUUGGGGGGUUUUUGGUUAUCCAGACUUGAUGUCCUUUGUUUUGGUUUCUAAGUUUUAUGAAGAUACAUUGUCUUGCUCUUACUGCCAACCUCAGGAUUCUUGACUUUUUAAGGUACAAAGAUAAUUGUGGGGUGUUGCUGUUCAUUUAUUGUGUAUGUAAGGGUCCUAAAGAUUUGCAUCUUGAGGAUGCAAGUAGUAAAACUGUACAGCAGACGAAGCUGCACGGUUGUGGAGAUGCUAGAUUGCUUAAAUUAUGGGUUAUACAUGGCAAAGUUUGGGUGUCUGAAGAAUGAUUAAAUAUUUCUAAUUUAGUAUUUUAUAUUUAGUUUAUUUAUUCUUUAUCUAAACAGAUUGGAUACUGUGCUACAGUGAUUUUAUUGGUGGUAAUGAGCAGGCUGUGUAUCUGCAUGAAACUCGUAACAAACCUAGUCUUUUGAGAAAAGUGUAUUUUGACAUAUACAAAUAAAAACAAAUGAAACUAU
Rana temporaria (common frog) is the source of this 5114-nucleotide messenger RNA. RefSeq names its product protein phosphatase 1 regulatory subunit 12A (gene PPP1R12A). The transcript is spliced from 25 exons. Gene Ontology annotation, cellular component: A band; cytoplasm; Z disc. Gene Ontology annotation, molecular function: phosphatase regulator activity; enzyme inhibitor activity; protein kinase binding. NCBI's taxonomy places the organism in Eukaryota, Metazoa, Chordata, Amphibia, Anura, Ranidae. Gene Ontology annotation, biological process: signal transduction. The record is from RefSeq and is a predicted model, not a curated record. Bases 19 to 3033 code for a protein of 1004 amino acids.